AUGCCUCGAACCUCCGUCAGGCCGCUGCUCCCACGCAUCCCCUAUCCUAGCCUCUCCUUCGACUCGCCCCCUAUUCUACCUCGUGUCCUUAGCACGCCAUCUCCCAUCAUGAAGGUUGCCAUCAUCGGAGGAGGCCCCGCCGGCCUCGUGACGCUCAAGUACCUCAAGGAAGCCCACAAGUCGCUGGCAUGUGAGCCCGUCGAGGCUCGCCUGUUCGAGUAUCAUGAGCGUGUCGGCGGCACCUUUGCGGCCCGGACGUACGAGGAUGCCGAGCUCGUCUCGUCCCGACAGCUCACCAUGUUCUCCGAUUUCCGCGUCGACGGGCCCGAGGACUUCAUCGCGGCGGAAAAGUACGUCAAGUACAUGCACGACUACUGCACGCGUUUCGACCUUUGGCCGCACAUCAAGCUGCGCACGCGCGUCGUCGCCGUCAACCGACGCGCCGGCGCCGACGGCAAAGGCCAUGUCAUCACCUACAAGGCCCAGGACAGCCAGACGCGCCACGAGUGGGAGUGCGACGCCGUCGCCGUCUGCUCCGGCUUGCACGUCGACCCCUGCAUCCCGCACAUCCCGGGCAUCGAGAACGUGCCCAUGACGAUCCACUCGUCCCAGUUCAAGACGAGGAAGCAGUUCGGCGAGGACAAGACCGUCAUGGUCGUCGGCAUCGGCGAGACGGGAUCCGACAUGGCCCACCUGGCCGUCACGUCCCCGACUCGGAGGGUGCUGGUGUGCCACCGCGACGGAUUCCACUCCGGGCCCCAGAGGAAUCCCGGGCCGGCCUUGUUUCCCAUCCUUCGCGGAUUGAAGGACGAGGAACACUUCAAGGACCCGGGCAUCCCCAUCGACGUCAGCCGAGCCAACAUCUUCGACACGGCCUACGUUCACCCCAUCCUCCGGAACUCGAUGCUGCUGUGGAACUAUUACGACUGGUACAUCAACUCCAUCCUCUGGCUGUCUGGAGGCAGCACGGCCGGCAUGGACCAGUGGUGUGGCGAGAUCAGUCGCGAGCGCCAUCACCCUUCGAAGAUCUUCUUCAACAAGUCGACCAAGAUAAUCCCCUACCUCAGCCAGCCGUACCGUCCCUCUCAGCCUGGCAAGGAUCUGUGGCUCUUUGCUCUGCGAUCCGCCAUCGUCCAACGCCCUUUUGUCGACACCAAGGGCAGGCACGUCGACCUGGCCCCCUGGCCCGAGGAGAUCGACAGCGACGGUUACGUGCGCUUCCGCAACAACGGACGCCCCGAGUACGAGCGCAUGAAGAAUGAGAAGAUCAAGCCGGACAUUGUCGUCUUCGCCACGGGAUACAGCCAGAGCUUCCCCUUCCUCAACACCACCGACGGUGGCAAGGCCGGAGGGGAAAGGAGGUACCCGAUCGCGAGCGAGGCAGACGUGCGCGAGGUGUGGAAGCGGGAUGACCCGACCGUCGGCUUCAUCGGCUUCCUCCGACCAUCCUUCGGCGCCAUCCCGCCCCUCGCCGAGAUGCAGGCCCAGCUCUGGAUCGUCAACCUCCUCGCGCCCAGCAAGAUUCCGCGCCCCCUUCUCGCCGAGGACGAGCCGCACUACCGGCUGCUGCCUCCCAAGGGCUGGCGCAUCACCUACGGUGUCGACCACGAGAGCUACGUCUACCAGCUCGCCAAGGACCUGGACUCGGCGCCGGGACUGUGGGACGUCUUCGGACUCAUGGCCCGCCGAUUCACCCGGCCCGUGGCCUGCUGGAAGCUGUUCAUCCUGUGGGCGUUUGGAGCCAACCUGACGACCAAGUUCCGCCUUCAGGGUCCAUGGCAGUGGGACGGCGCGCAAGACCUCUUUGUAUCCGAGGAGUUUUGGCAGACAAUCACCCGAAGACCCAUUUUCUGGGGCCACUUUGCCGUUUCCAUCCUUCCCAUGUCCAUCUUCGGUCCCCUAAGCCUGCUGUGCUGGAUCUAUGCCACCAUCGUGGGCGCCGGCUCGUGGCUUCUGAGUCCGAUUCUGGGAUCCUCUCACGAUGGAACCGAACCAGAGAGAAAGGACGUCAAAAUGGAGGUCAAGAGUAAUGGAACAAAGCUCACACGAUGCAUGUCAUCGCAGUAG
This is a messenger RNA of Drechmeria coniospora, 2067 nucleotides long. RefSeq names its product dimethylaniline monooxygenase. The transcript is spliced from 5 exons. Bases 1 to 2067 code for a protein of 688 amino acids. Gene Ontology annotation, molecular function: NADP binding; flavin adenine dinucleotide binding; N,N-dimethylaniline monooxygenase activity. The record is from RefSeq and is a predicted model, not a curated record. Lineage: Eukaryota; Fungi; Ascomycota; Sordariomycetes; Hypocreales; Ophiocordycipitaceae.